This is a messenger RNA of Eruca vesicaria subsp. sativa (arugula), 732 nucleotides long. The record is from the annotation of a GenBank genome assembly. Lineage: Eukaryota; Viridiplantae; Streptophyta; Magnoliopsida; Brassicales; Brassicaceae.
AUGGCGGAACAGACUGAGAAAGCUUUCCUAAAGCAACCUAAGGUCUUCCUCAGCUCGAAGAUAUCUGGAAAGGGAAAGAGACCUGGAAAGGGUGGAAACAGAUUCGUUAAGAACAUUGGUUUGGGCUUCAAGACUCCUCGUGAUGCCAUUCAAGGAACUUACAUUGACAGCAAAUGUCCCUUCACUGGAACUGUCUCGAUUAGAGGACGUAUCUUAGCCGGUACUUGCCACAGUGCUAAAAUGCAGAGGACCAUUAUUGUCCGAAGGAACUACCUUCACUUUGUCAAGAAGUAUCAGAGGUAUGAGAAGAGGCAUUCAAACAUCCCUGCUCACGUCUCACCUUGUUUCCGUGUCAAGGAAGGAGACCAUGUCAUCAUUGGACAGUGCAGGCCUUUGUCCAAGACUGUGAGGUUCAAUGUGUUGAAGGUGAUACCAGCUGGUGCUUCUGCUUUCGCAAAGAAGGCUUUCACUGGCGCUUAAGAAGGAGCUUUUCAUCUUAGUUUAUGUUUCUUGAUAGACCUGAACUCUGUUAUUACCCUUUUAUUUUAAAGGAGAUUUUUACAUUCAAGUUUCAGAUUUUUAAUGUUUUAAUGCAUGACUUUCGUUUAAUUUUCGUCCCAAUUUUGAAAUCGUUUUGAGUAGCCUGCGUUUUAUUUUCUUUCUCGAACAUUUGAACUGAUUGCUCCCGCCUGAUUUGAGGUUGAUGAGUUUCUGUAGAUCUUUAUUGAAGAC